This is a messenger RNA of Juglans regia (Persian walnut), 1006 nucleotides long. RefSeq names its product stem 28 kDa glycoprotein-like. The record is from RefSeq and is a predicted model, not a curated record. The transcript has 3 exons. The coding region runs from base 74 to 850 and encodes 258 amino acids. Gene Ontology annotation, molecular function: acid phosphatase activity. Lineage: Eukaryota; Viridiplantae; Streptophyta; Magnoliopsida; Fagales; Juglandaceae.
AUUUAAAUGGAAGCAAUCGAGCAUGCUUAAUAUCAGUAAGUAGUAAAGUUUUCGUUUAUUCAGAAAAGGCAAAAUGUGGCAAUCACUAGUUUUCUUUCUGGCCACAAUUGUAGUGGUCUCCAAAGGGUCAGAACUGGGUCUGAGCCACCAAAUUCACCUUCUCCGGCCAAAAUCUGGUUCCGGGGGUGACAUUGUUCCUAAUGUUUCAUGCCUGAGUUGGCGAGUUGGGGUGGAAGCUCAUAACAUUAUUGGCUGGUCAACGGUUCCGAAAGAGUGCGAAGGCUACGUGGGGCAUUACAUGCUGGGAUAUCAGUACAGGAAGGACUCCAAAGUGGUUGCUAACGAGGCUAUACUCUACGCUCAGAGUCUCAACCUCACUGGAGAUGGCAAGGAUGUUUGGAUCUUUGACAUAGACGAGACUACGCUCUCUAAUCUGCCUUACUAUGCCGAGCAUGGAUUUGGGGCGGAGCCCUAUAAUUCUACGCUAUUCAACGCAUGGAUCCUGAAAGGAACACAACCGGCAUUGCCGGAGUCUCUGAAUCUGUACAAGAAACUAUUAUCUCUUGGGAUCAAGGUUGUAUUCAUAACAGGAAGAGGAGAAAGCCAAAGAAAAGUCACGACAACCAAUCUAAAGAAUGUUGGGUACCACACUUGGGAGAAGCUUAUACUCAAGGGCUCGGCAUACUCCGGAAAAACCGCCGUCGUGUACAAAUCAAGUGAGAGGAGGAACUUGGAGAAGAAGGGUUAUAGAAUCGUUGGGAACAUUGGUGACCAGUGGAGCGAUCUCUUGGGACAUCAUGUCGGCAACCGGACAUUCAAGCUACCCGAUCCGAUGUACUACAUUAGUUGAUGAUCAUUAAUUGUGUAAGAGAUAAAAUCAAAUCAAGAGUUCGGUUUGGUUAUUAUAUAUUAUCAAGAAGUCUUGCAUAUAUGUAUUCGUAAUAAUUAUCAUGACAUUUAUCUCUCAUUUUCUAUAAAUUAAUGAACUUAUGUUCUGUCUUCAAUU